Molecule: messenger RNA, 1559 nt
Organism: Ilex paraguariensis (yerba mate)
Lineage: Eukaryota; Viridiplantae; Streptophyta; Magnoliopsida; Aquifoliales; Aquifoliaceae
Source: the annotation of a GenBank genome assembly
AUGGUAUCGCAAUCAUCGUCGUCUGAGAGGGAAAGGGAAAGGGAGAGGGAGAGUGGGCAGAUGAAACAGGGAUUGGGAUGGAUGGAAUGGCUGAGAGGGUGGUUCUACUUGGCAUACGAAAUGCUUUUUCAGAGGAUAAUGGCCAGCCACUUGCAGAAUCCAAUGCCACUGUCCCCGCUCAACGAUAUCACCUGCAUCAUUACCGGAUCCACCAGUGGCAUUGGCCGCGAAAUCGCCAGGCAAUUGGCAGAAGCAGGGGCACACGUGGUGAUGGCAGUUAGGAACACCAAGGCUGCUCAUGAAUUAAUCAGGAAAUGGCAGGAUGAAUGGUGUGGACAGGGCCUUCCUCUAAAUAUUGAGGUGAUGGAACUUGAUCUGCUCUCCUUGGAGUCUGUUUUGAGAUUUGCUGAGACAUGGAAUGCACGUUCAGGACCUUUACAUGUGCUCAUCAAUAAUGCAGGGAUAUUUUCGAUUGGGGGUCCACUCUCCUCCACCCCUAGAGAAACUUCAACGAGUGAAGAUGAGACAAGUCCUACUAUGAGAGUAGAAGACUUGGAAGAAGAAAUCUCCACAAGUGUGGAGGCUGAAGAGUAUUUUGAAGAUAUACAUGAUGUAUAUGACCAAUUGUCUAGUGAGUCCAAGCAUAUGCAUGCAUCAUCAUCCAAUGGACCACAUGCUAGAGUGCACAACGCUCUUUCAAGUACUGGUCACAAGUUAUUGUUCAUCAGCAUUUUUCGUGAUGUUCCUAUUCAAUGGGCACUAUUUACUCAACCACAAAAGUUUUCAAAGGAUGGGUAUGAAGAACACAUGCAAGUGAAUCAUCUAGCUCCCGCGUUGCUUUCAGUGCUGCUUUUGCCAUCCCUUAUUAGAGGCUCUCCCAGCCGAAUUAUCAAUGUGAAUUCCAUUUGGGCCUAUUGGUUGAGGAUAAGCCACCUAGACUUGACCAGGAAAAAUGAUGAAGAAGAGGAUCAUCAGAAUCUCCAGGUUGCUGCUGAGAUUAGUAGGUGUCAGAUGAUGACCGUGAAACUUGUGAGACGGAUUUCGACUGGCUCUGAUGGUUACAAUCCUUUGAUGCAUCAUGUUGGAUUUGUCGACACAGAAGACAUGAAUGUUGUUUCUGGGAAAAGGAAGUAUACGAGUUUAGUUGGAUACUCAAACAGCAAAUUAGCACAGCUCAACCGAAUUGGUGACAAGUUGAUUUGAGUCAGCCAAGUUGGACUUGAGUUGCUGGUUUUGCUGCUUCGUCUCCGAUUCAUGGCUGAUUCGAGUGAGAAUCAUGUAUUUGAUUUAUCGUGUAUCAUUAUCAUUUCGGCGUGGAUCGAGAUGACUUUGAACCCUGCCUUCCUCCACAAAAUUAUUUAUUAGAAACAGGCAGAUUAAAUACUGUGGCUAUACCGUUGUGCAGACACAAUGAGUCAUGUUUUGAAGUUUUUCCAAAAACUCUUUCAAAAUGUGUUGGGGUUAUAGGACCUCACUCCUUAGCUUCUGAAUUUAUGCACUGGGGAACUAGCUUACCAGUGUUAUGCGAGGGCCUAUGAAUUUGCAUCCUCAACCUGCUU